AUGUCGGAAGUUCCAGAAAAUGUUAAAGGUGUUGUAGACUUCGACUCUUGGUUGAAACCUUGGGCAAAUGUUUUGUCAGAAAGAAGAUACUUGGCUGAUAAAUAUAAGUAUGAUAUUCAACACUCGACAAGUGAUGGGAAAGAGAUCUCGUUGAAGGAGUUUGCAAGAGACUCUUAUAAGACGUAUGGGCUACAUGUGGACUCGCAAACAAAAGAGAUUGUUUAUCAAGAAUGGUGUCCAAAUGCUGCAAAGGCUUAUUUAAUUGGUGAUUUUAAUAACUGGAAUGAAUCCACACACGAGUUGACUAGGUUUGAUGAUUUUGGAAAUUUUAAGAUUGUAGUGAAACCCAUUGUUGAAAAUGGUAGUACGUCUUAUGCAAUUAAACACGAUUCUAAAAUCAAGGUAAUGUUUGUACUUAAUAACGGUGAAAAGAUUUAUAGAUUGCCUGCUUGGAUCACAAGAUCUACACAACCAGACAAAGAAACCGUCAAAAAGUACGGUCCUAUUUAUGAAGGUAGAUUUUGGAAUCCUGAGAACCCUUAUAUAUUCAAAAGUAAAAGACCAACUUUUAACUUAACGAAGGAUUCAUUAAGAAUUUAUGAAGCUCAUAUUGGUAUCUCUUCACCAGAGCCAACAGUUGCCUCUUACAAAAACUUCACCCAAAAUGUUUUACCAAGAAUUAGAGAUUUAGGUUACAAUUGUAUUCAACUAAUGGCAAUAAUGGAACAUGCCUACUAUGCAUCAUUUGGUUAUCAAGUUACAAACUUCUUUGCGAUCUCUUCAAGAUUUGGUACCCCUGAGGACUUGAAAGAAUUGAUUGAUACUGCACAUUCUAUGGGGAUAAUAGUUUUAUUGGAUGUUGUCCAUAGUCAUGCCUCAAAAAAUGUAGAAGAUGGUUUAAAUAUGUUUGACGGUUCUGAUCAUCAUAUGUUCCAUUCUCUUACUUCAGGCAGAGGUGAGCAUCCAUUAUGGGAUUCAAGAUUAUUUAACUACGGUAAAUUUGAAGUCCAAAGAUUUUUAUUGGCAAAUCUAGCAUUCUAUAUCGAUGUUUAUCAAUUCGAUGGCUUCAGAUUUGAUGGUGUAACCUCCAUGUUAUAUGUUCAUCAUGGUGUUGGCGAAAAUGGUGCCUUUAGUGGUGAUUACAACGAAUAUUUAUCUAAGGAAAGAUCACACGUGGAUCAUGAAGCCUUAGCUUAUCUGAUGUUGGCCAAUGAUUUAGUGCAUGAGUUGUUACCAAAUCAAGCCAUAACAAUCGCAGAGGAUGUUUCAGGAUACCCAACACUAUGUCUACCAAGAGAUAUCGGUGGCGUAGGCUUUGACUAUAGACUGGCAAUGGCUUUACCGGAUAUGUGGAUUAAGUUAUUAAAGGAAAAGAAAGAUGAAGAUUGGGACAUGGGACAUAUAGCAUUUACUUUGACCAAUAGAAGACAUGGUGAAAAAGUAGUUGCAUACUGUGAAUCGCAUGACCAAGCUUUGGUUGGAGAUAAGACGUUAGCAUUUUGGUUAAUGGAUGCCGAAAUGUAUACAGGCAUGACAAUAUUGAAAGAAACUACACCAGUGAUUGACCGUGGUAUUGCACUACAUAAAAUGAUUAGAUUGAUUACUGAUUCUUUAGGUGGUGAAGCGUAUUUGAAUUUUGAAGGUAAUGAAUUUGGACACCCUGAGUGGUUAGAUUUUCCGAAUGUGAACAACAAUGACAGUUAUCAUUAUGCUCGUAGGCAAUUCAACUUAGUGGAUGACAAUUUGUUGCGUUAUCAACAUUUGUAUAACUUUGAUAAAGCGAUGCAACAUACAGAAGGGAGCUACCAAUGGUUGAAUACUCCACAAGCGUACAUCUCAUUAAAACAUGAAGGCGAUAAAGUUAUUGUUUAUGAAAGAAAUGGAUUGUUAUUUUUGUUUAAUUUCAAUCCAAAGAAAAGCUUCAAUGACUAUAGAAUUGGUGUCGAGGUGCCAGGUAAAUAUAAAAUUAUUUUGAACACAGACAAACCAGAGUUUGGUGGUCAUAACAGAAUUGAUGAAAAGUCCAGUUUUUUUACCACUAAUGAAAAAUGGAAUGAUAGAAACAACUAUCUACAAGUAUAUAUUCCAAGUAGAACUGCAAUGAUUUUAGCGUUAGAUAAAUGA
Tetrapisispora phaffii CBS 4417 is the source of this 2124-nucleotide messenger RNA. RefSeq names its product 1,4-alpha-glucan branching enzyme (gene GLC3). Lineage: Eukaryota; Fungi; Ascomycota; Saccharomycetes; Saccharomycetales; Saccharomycetaceae. The coding region runs from base 1 to 2124 and encodes 707 amino acids. Gene Ontology annotation, biological process: glycogen biosynthetic process. Gene Ontology annotation, molecular function: cation binding; hydrolase activity, hydrolyzing O-glycosyl compounds; 1,4-alpha-glucan branching enzyme activity. The transcript has a single exon. Gene Ontology annotation, cellular component: cytoplasm. The record is from RefSeq and is a predicted model, not a curated record.